AGGACAACACAUCCAGUAUUCCAUCUCGAGACUGUCUGUAUUUUGUCGAUUCGUGCCUGGAUCGCACAAUCCGCGCCGUGACGAGCAUGUCGGCUCCGGUCGCUUAUACAUGUUCGAGAUUGCUGCAUAGCCUUCAAAAUCAGGCCAAAGCGCUUCUACCUCUUCUCUUUCUUAUUCUAUACACCUUGUUGGGCGCUUUAUUAUUUAGCGAGUUGGAAGGGCCAAACGAACAGUAUGAGUUGGAAGUCCUCAAAAAGCAAAGACAUGACCUUUUUGAGAACACUGUAUACCGGCUAAACAAUGUGAGAGGCAUGCAGCCUUUGGCAGCUCUCAAUCAUACCAGGAAGAAUUUGUUACGGUUUCAAGAAAAACUUGGUGUCGAGGAGGUGAAUCCAGAGGAAACUCGAUGGACUUUCUGGGGAGCCGUCUGGUACUGCAUGACUGUUUAUACAACCAUCGGUUACGGUAACAUUGUUCCUGUAACAACAGCUGGUCGUGUCCUGACUAUUUUCUACGCUUUUAUUGGUAUUCCUAUUGCUGUGCUCACCCUGUUUGCUCUCGGAGCGAUAUUUGCAAGGAUAUGUAAAAUAAUCUGGACUUACAUGCUUAGAUCAACUAAUGUGGUCAGCAAGGAUUUAGAAAAGAAGGUAAAUGCAGCAGUAGGGUUUGAUGAACAACAUCAAGUUCAAUCUUCAUCCACUGACGAUGAGGACUUAUUGUCAUUUCCUAUCUCUUUCCUAGUCUUCCUUACCGUUUUAUGGGUAUUCAUAUGUGCUUGGAUUUUUACGUUGUUUGAAGACUGGAGCUAUGGAACUUCUCUAUACUUCACAUUGAUUUCAUUUACAACUAUUGGAUUUGGCGAUGUUCUUCCAUCAGAGUACGAUUUCAUCGUACUUGUUGGAUUCCUUUUACUCAUAGGCUUGUCGCUUGUCUCAACUGUGCUUACCAUGAUUCAACAACAGAUAGAAGCUUUGGCAACAGGCAUGCAAGCCAACAUUGACCGCGAAUAUAUGAAUGCUCUGGCAGAGGCUGCUGAUGAUGGUGCGAUUUCCGAAAAAGACAUGAAGCAGUUGAGUUCUGGAAAAACGAAUGCGGUUGAGAGUGGAGCAGACGGACACUUGAAAAAAGAUGAAGUUGAUCCCCGGUCAAUCGAUGCUGUGAUAUCCAGGAUGCCUCUGAAAUCGAGAUUACUUUACAAAGUCAUGCCAACGGCUUCAAAGAAGAAGCUCGCCGAGCAAUCUGAACUCAAAUUACAUCGACGUAAUCGAGCUACACAAACUGACAUAGUUUUGCUAGAGUCGCUCAUACAUGAAGAAAUACUGAAGAUGGAAUUGAAUAACGAGCUACCUCCACGAAAAGAAUCACCAAGUCGGGGAUUUCGGAUUGCAAAUGUGAUUCCUGUCUCUGUUGAAGAUCCCAAGCCAACAAUUAAGACAACAACUAUUCGAGAAGAUGAGGUUUAG
This is a messenger RNA of Cylicocyclus nassatus, 1463 nucleotides long. NCBI's taxonomy places the organism in Eukaryota, Metazoa, Nematoda, Chromadorea, Rhabditida, Strongylidae. The record is from the annotation of a GenBank genome assembly.